Messenger RNA from Acanthochromis polyacanthus (spiny chromis), 2061 nucleotides. It is a transcript of the gene chrng, whose product is annotated as cholinergic receptor, nicotinic, gamma. The transcript is spliced from 12 exons. Gene Ontology annotation, biological process: nervous system process; signal transduction; chemical synaptic transmission. Gene Ontology annotation, molecular function: acetylcholine-gated monoatomic cation-selective channel activity; transmembrane signaling receptor activity. The record is from RefSeq and is a predicted model, not a curated record. NCBI's taxonomy places the organism in Eukaryota, Metazoa, Chordata, Actinopteri, Pomacentridae. Gene Ontology annotation, cellular component: postsynaptic membrane; synapse; neuron projection. Bases 1 to 1671 code for a protein of 556 amino acids.
AUGGAUUCUGGACCUCUUUGCUCUCUGGCACUCUUUGUAAGAGUGUUUAUGAUUUCUGCCACAGCAUCAGCGCUCAACCUCGAAGGAGAACUUUUCAAAGACUUGAUGAAGGGCUACAACAAGAACGUUCGGCCCAUGGAGAACAGCGGAGACAUCACCCAGGUCUUCAUCAAGAUGACACUCACCAACCUCAUCUCUUUGAAUGAAAAAGAGGAGGCCCUGACGACCAGCGUCUGGAUAGAAAUGCAAUGGUGUGACUACAGGCUCAGAUGGGACCAGCUGCCCAGAUCAGCUCUGUAUGGAAACAUCACCUCUGAGCUACGUGUUCCCUCUAAAAGCAUCUGGCUGCCUGACGUCAUACUGGAGAACAAUGUGGAUGGACAAUUUGAGGUCGCACUUUACUGCAAUGCCCUUGUGUCUCCUAAUGGCUGUGUGUACUGGCUGCCUCCUGCCAUUUACCGCAGUGCUUGUGCCAUCACAGUUAACUACUUUCCCUUUGACUGGCAAAACUGCACUAUGGUUUUCCGCUCCCAGACUUACAGUGCCAAUGAGAUCGAGCUGGUUCUCAAAGAGGAAGAGAACCACACACUGGAGUGGGUGGAUAUCGACCCAGAGGCUUUUACAGAGAACGGAGAGUGGAUCAUCAAACACAGGCCAGCCAAGAAGGUGAUCAACACUCAGUAUACUAAAGAUGAACUGGAGUACCAGGAGGUCGUCUUCUUCCUCAUCAUUCAGAGAAAGCCCCUCUUCUACAUCAUUAACAUCAUUGCUCCCUGUGUGCUCUUCUCUUCUCUCUGUCUGCUGGUCUACUACUUACCUGCCAAAGCUGGUGGUCAGAAGUGCACCAUGUCUAUUGCCACUCUUCUGGGCCAGACUGUGUUCCUCUUCCUUAUUGCAAAGAAGGUUCCAGAAACAUCAAAAGCAGUGCCUCUCAUUGGAAAGUAUCUGAUGUUUGUCAUGUCAGUGACCACCAUGGUGGUGAUGAACUGUGUGAUUGUCCUCAACGUCUCCCUGAGAACUCCAAACACUCACAUAAUGACAGACAAAGUCCGAAAGAUCCUCCUGAACAUCCUGCCUCGGCUGCUGAGGAUGCGGAUGCAGCCCUGGACACCAAACAGUGACAAUAUCUCAGAAGCUGAAAACAGUGAAACGCUUCCCACAGGCAGGGACGGUGUGUUUCUGGUCCCCUGUCGACGUCGCAGCUCUAUAAUUCUCAUCAGCAAAGCAGAGGAAUAUGUGUUGAAAACAGCUCGAUCCGAGCUCAUGUUUUCCAUCCUCAGAGAGAGAAACGGAUUGAUGAAAUCUGCUUUAGAGAAGCUACAUGAGGGAUUGGAGGGCGGCACAGCGGAACAGCUCAGCACCAGUUUAGUAAAGGCUUCUCCAGAGCUAAGGCAGUGUGUGGCCUCCUGCAAACACAUAGCAGAGACUGCACGACAGCAGAGCGACUUCCAGAAUGAGAAUCAAGAGUGGUUCCUGGUCGCCCGGGUGAUCGACAGGGUUUGCUUUAUUGUCAUGGCUUUGGUGUUUUUCAUCGGCACUAUUGGGAUCUUCCUGAUGGGACAUUUCAACCAGCCGCCCUCGUCACCUUUCCUCGGGGAUCCAAAGAAAUAUCUCCCUCCAUUAAACAAUCUUACUGUUGUAGCUGAGAAUGGAGCCGACUUCCUGGGGUGAACCGAACGGAAGCUGUUGGAGCUCAUCCUUACACCCCGAGUGAAAAUCUGACAGCGUCUGUCCGUGAGGUGUCACCAAUCACACACAGAGAAUGGAGAAGAUACAGCUGUAUGUAUGUUCUGUACUGAUGCCAGUUGUGAGUCUGUGGAUUUUCAAAGACAUAAAGUGAAAAAAUGCUUGUUCAUGGUGAUAAAGGAUCCGUUGUGCAGUUGUGUGGAUGCAUACUUGUUUGAGCUGUAACUGACUGCUGAGGUUGUACAAUAGUUUUGUGGCAUAUAAUGCUGGAAAAGGUAUGUUAAAAGUAUUUGUUGUAAACGGUUUCAUUUCAUAUAAAUCUGAGGCCAUCAUGAGACAGUAGUUGAGACAUGGUGUUGAUCACACAUGCAAGGA